AUGGCAAAUCAAACCAAGCCCAUUAUUCAUGGGUAUUUUAGGAGUUCGUGCUCUUGGAGGGUUCGAAUCGCGUUUGCUCUGAAAGGUAUUGAAUUUGACCAAGUCCCAGUCAAUCUUAUCAAAGAUGGGGGUCAGCAGUUUACAGAACAAUACAAGGGGUUAAACCCUAUGCAACAAGUGCCUGCUGUCCAAAUUGAUGGCAUCACACUGUCACAGUCGCUGGCAGUGAUCCAGUACAUUGAGGAGACCAGAACAGGACACAGGCUUCUCCCUGCAGACCCAAAGAAACGUGCCCAGGUGCGCAUGAUCUCUGACCUUAUCGCCUCUGGGAUCCAGCCUGUGCAGAAUUUGUACGUGCUACAGAAGAUAGGAGCCGAGAAGGUGCAGUGGGUGCAUCAUUUCAUCCAGAGGUUUUGA
Oncorhynchus kisutch (coho salmon) is the source of this 417-nucleotide messenger RNA. RefSeq names its product maleylacetoacetate isomerase-like. Gene Ontology annotation, cellular component: mitochondrion. Gene Ontology annotation, biological process: L-phenylalanine catabolic process; glutathione metabolic process. Gene Ontology annotation, molecular function: maleylacetoacetate isomerase activity; glutathione transferase activity. The transcript has 6 exons. Lineage: Eukaryota; Metazoa; Chordata; Actinopteri; Salmoniformes; Salmonidae. The record is from RefSeq and is a predicted model, not a curated record. Bases 1 to 417 code for a protein of 138 amino acids.